Megalops cyprinoides (Indo-Pacific tarpon) is the source of this 2209-nucleotide messenger RNA. Its product is annotated as ras-related protein R-Ras2. Gene Ontology annotation, biological process: signal transduction. Lineage: Eukaryota; Metazoa; Chordata; Actinopteri; Elopiformes; Megalopidae. Gene Ontology annotation, molecular function: GDP binding; GTPase activity; GTP binding. Gene Ontology annotation, cellular component: plasma membrane. The record is from RefSeq and is a predicted model, not a curated record. The transcript is spliced from 6 exons. Bases 262 to 870 code for a protein of 202 amino acids.
UUCACGUCUUAUUACAGCGCUGCAGUUGGUAGCAUUUUCACAGGAGGGCGUAUGGACUAGGACGUACUUAGGCUACUGCGUGCACUUUUUAGAAAAAGAAAAUCCUUCCACAAUAUUACCUUAAAACGGACUACCUUUCUAAAGGAAACAGGCGAGCGUAUUUUUCCUCCGCAACAUUCCUUCAACAGAGGGCCUGUCAUUGAGUGGUGGGUGUUUGCUCACUGGUGUAAAGACAGCGGCGAGUGCGGUUGUGUGUUUCUGAUGGCAGGGUGGAAGGACGGCUCGGUGCAGGAGAAGUAUCGGCUGGUGGUCGUGGGAGGCGGUGGCGUCGGGAAGUCAGCAUUAACUAUCCAAUUUAUCCAGUCUUACUUUGUCACCGAUUAUGACCCCACGAUUGAAGACUCCUACACAAAGCAGUGUGUCAUCGACGAGAGAGCUGCCCGCCUAGACAUCUUGGAUACAGCAGGACAGGAAGAGUUUGGAGCCAUGAGAGAACAAUACAUGAGGACGGGGGAGGGAUUCCUGCUGGUAUUCUCUGUCACCGACAGAGGAAGUUUUGAGGAAAUCUACAAAUUCCAAAGACAGAUCCUCAGAGUAAAGGACCGUGAUGAGUUUCCUAUGAUCCUCGUGGGCAACAAGGCAGACCUGGAGUUGCAGAGACAGGUGACUCAAGAGGAGGGGCAGCAGCUGGCCAGACAGCUGAAGGUAACCUACAUGGAGGCCUCUGCUAAAAUCCGUAUGAACGUAGACCAAGCCUUUCACGAACUUGUCAGAGUAAUAAGAAAGUUCCAAGAGCAGGAAUGCCCGCCCUCACCAGAGCCCACGCGCAAAGAGAAAGACAAGAGUGGCUGCCAUUGUGUGAUUGUCUGAGCGAGGGGCCUCUCUCGCUUUCACUUUGCACCAAGCUGCUGUCACCAUUUCCCGCCCCCAGCCUUCUGACAUCACAUCCUGUGUGGAUCAGCGCCACCUUCUACACCUGCAUUACUUAAAGCUUUGGCCUUGGUGACAGCCCCUGACUGGAGACACCAGCCCUGGAGGCCCAUGUUGACCGAAGUGCAAAAUGACAGACAUGGAAAAUCCACUCAACAUUCACAAAGAAACAUCAUUCAUUUACGCUCAAAGAAGCCUCUCAACACUAAACGCUGCUUCUUAAACCUAAACAAUUCCAGUUUUGUAUCUUGAAGAACCUCUUUUGCCUCAUAGUGACAUUUGUACUUUUGACAAAAUGGCAACAGCAACAACAAAAAUAUCUGGAAUGUUGAUUUAAAAAGAAAAAAAGUUGUAGCUACAGGAAUUUCAGCCUUAUGGAGUGAGGUGUUCUAAUCAAGCUUCAUGUACUUCGUGCCAUAUCCGUUUUUACUUUCAUGUGCUGAUCAACUACUGUACAUAAGUAAAAAUUUGUUGUGAUUUUCAAAGUGCAUUUCUAAUGAGUUCAAUUGCCAUAAUACAGUGAGGUUGAAUCUGAAGGAUGGAUAAACAUGGUUUGACAUUCAGACACACAAUUAUGUGCAAGUAUAUAUGACUGCAAAUAGCCAAAAAGUGAUUUUAAAAAGUCUGAUUCUCUUCUAGGGAGAGGUGAUCAUUAUUUGCUGUCGCUGGAUGCUUCAGUUGUUUUGGUGCCUAAAUACAGUCUGUUUUUACGUGAUUUACAAGGACUCACAGAAUGACCUGGCAGCAAAUCGGUCCUAUGAAAUCAAUCAGCAUGACUAUACAUGAUGUUAACUAGAUAGUCUAACUUUGUACCUCUCUCUGUCUCCACUUUUGUAGACACUCAGGUCGACUGAUCUAAAAAGGAAAAAGCUGCCUCGUUCAGAGUGAAUUGGCCCUUUGGUUCCAUUCUAGGUACCUCACCAAUAGUGUUAAUGGCGGAACGCCAGGCCCACGAAUGAUGCUCACUGUCAGGCCUUAAUUUUUUUAAUCGAUCCUGUUCUGUCGUUUGUUUUUAUAUGUUAUCUUUACAGUGUUCUUUCUGUGGGCAAGUGCUGUGGUCACUGUCAAUGCUAAUACAGAAAGCAGAUUAAUGCCAUGCACUGGAGUGUUGGUCAGCUAACUCCACAAUCCACAUCCCUUUAAAGCAGCCUGGGGGCUCUGUGCUGCAAACAUACCAUAAAUAUUUGCUGACUCAAAAGCUUCAUCUACUUAGACACAGUGUCUACGGUUCUUUGGUCUUGAGUGUGCUCAUGAAGAGUGGCUCCAUAGCGCUCGCUCA